GUGGAAUCAGCUGAGUUACUAUGCAGUUGGUAACAUGUAACGUGAAUUUGUGCAAUUAUAGCAACGACUUCAAUUCAGUUCCUGAAUUUUUUAUCUUCGAUUACACAUUGCAUUAUCGUGUCCGUACUCCCCCGAUAUGUGGUGUUAAUGUUCAUUGAUGGCUGUGAAGCCGAGCAGGACAAACGUGUAGCAAACAAUUAGUCUGUGACUCAGUGCGAACAUUAUCAAGAGCACUCGUGGACGAGAUUUGUCAGUACGUUUUCCAUUACAGUUAUGAGCUGUACGCGUGUUUAGUUAUUUGAACAGAGAUAUUUGCAAUUGGUCCCGACAAAGGGACUGAUGUUGUUAAAAAUCAGUAAUAAAGAAUAAUUCACAAUGACUACAGAAAAACAGGUAUUAGCGUCAAAGAAGAUGCAGAAAGUAACAAAAUUAAUACCCCCUGAUGGGGGCUGGGGAUGGAUGGUCCUCAUCGGUACAGCCCUAUCGAACAUUGUCAAUCAAUCUCUGCUGUCUCUAUUCAGCUUGCUAUAUGGCGGUGCACUUGAAGCCAUGGGACAUAAAACGAAAGGAGCGGCCGUUGUACUAAGCACAAUGUUAUUUGUUGCGAACUUCGGUGGGCCCAUCGCUGGAGUUCUCGUUAAACUAUCCUCAGCUAGAAUGGUAGCAGUCGCUGGGGCAUGCUCAUGUACACUGGGCAUAUUUUUCAGUGGAUUUUCAACAAGCCUUUGGCACCUCACUGUAACUUACGGAGUAUUAUUGGGCCUGGGACUGGGCUUCAUACAGAAUUCGUCGUUUGUGGCCAUAAAUAGCUACUUCAAGCUGAGAAAGAGCCGCGCUGUGGGCCUUGCUAACGUGGGAACAGGUGUGGGUCAAACCUUAAUGCCUCACUUAGUUAGAUACCUUCUCGAGACUUAUGGCUUCACAGGUGCCUGCUUGAUCCUGUCCUCUUUGAGUUUACAUGGGAUAGCUGGAACUUUACUUAUACAACCAGUAGAAUGGCACAUGAAAAAAGUUGAAGAAGAAAUAGAGGUUGAUGAGACGGCACAGUUGUUAGAAGAUAAACACAAGGACAUUGUGAUCAGGAAAAAUUCCAAUACUCGUAAUGAAGUCACAAAUGUGUUAGGACGACGAGCCACGGAACCAAAUAUCAAACAACAAAAUGGAUCCCAGAAUGUAGUGUAUGACAAAAAAUCUGAGAGCGUCAACAAUGUCAAUGUUGCUCUUAAUUUGAGGAAUGAAAAUGUCGCUGUACCUACACCAGCUGAGAAAAAAAGUUUGCUUAGGAAAAUGUAUGAUUUAUUCGAUAUAUCAUUAUUAUCGAGUCCUAGGUUCUUAAAUAUCAUUAUCGGCACGGCGCUUUCUGUUACGUCCAUUCAAAAUUUCAGCAUGCUGUAUCCAUUCUUCUUACAGAAAGUUGCACAUUUGGAUAUGAACCAGACAGCAAUAUGUAUGUCUGCAGUAGCAGGAGCGGAUAUAGCCGGCCGUCUUAUAUUACCAAUAUUCCAAGAUAAAUAUAAAAUCAAGGCCCGAUGGAUGCUUAUCAUGACGAGCGUAUGGUUGAUCGUCAUCAGACAAAUACUGGCGUACCAAACUGAUUUCGUAUUUCUAAUUGCUAUGUCCUGUCUCUACGGCUUUGGAAGAAGUAUGAUUAUUGUUGCAAGAAACAUAGCUAUCUCAGAGCAUUGUAGGCAAGAGCAAGUGCCAGCCGCAGUGGGACUCGGCAUGUUAACCAUGGGAAUUAUAGUACCACCAGCAGGAUAUUUCUUAGGAUGGAUCAGAGAUUACACGGAAAGUUACAUCAUCUGCAUAACAGCGCAAAAUAUUUUACUUGUCAUAUUACUCGUAACAUGGCUACCAGAUAUGCUUUUGUUGUGGAUACAAGAAAAGAGAGAGAACAAAAAAGACUUACACCAAAUUCAGUUAUCGUGAAAGUGAGUCGAAAUAACGUUUUGAAAUAGAUUGCAUUCUAUCUAGAAGCAAAUGAGAUAGGAAAACUCUGAUUAUUUCAUAAGGUGAAGAGCCUUAAAAAAUGUGGCUGUGAUUAUAAAAUGGCGUGAAGAACUUAUAGGGAAAUUGAUACUUAAGAAUGUUACCAGUUAAAGGAGUCCGUUUUAUGUUGAAUAUUAAAGAAAAAAAAAAUUAAAAUAUAUGACGUAUUUCCCAGUCGAGUAUAAUGAAUGUU
This is a messenger RNA of Diatraea saccharalis (sugarcane borer), 2182 nucleotides long. Lineage: Eukaryota; Metazoa; Arthropoda; Insecta; Lepidoptera; Crambidae. The record is from the annotation of a GenBank genome assembly.